GCAGAAAUAUCGACACAUUAGAGUAUUUGAUAUAAAAAAUAUAUCUGGUAUUAGUGAACUGAAUUGCGUUAAUUGAAAAUGGCAGCAAGAUUUGUUAAAAGGUAAACAAAUAGUAGAAAUGGCUUCGUUAGGCAUUCUUGCGCAAAAAACUUUUAAAUAUCAUACAAUGUGGACACCUUUACUAUCUGGUGUUCGCAGUGGUUAUAUGAUUCCAAAAUGGCAUCUUGAUCCUCUUGCGAAUAAAGAAGAAUUAGCAAAAUUGGAAGUAGAUGGAAAACUUGAAGCUUUAAAGGCCAUGCCUGUUAAACCGGCACCUUCAAACUUGACAAAUUCACUUUAUGAUGAUCCGGUUGUUAAACAUUUUACCAACGUAUGCAUGCAGUGGGCUAAUCGUACCCUCGCUAGACAACUGGUGUUUGAUACUUUUACGCGAAUCAAACUCAUACAACUUUCGAAAUAUCACAAAGCAUCUGCAGAGGAAAAAGCUUCGAUUGAGUUAGAUCCUAAAAAAAUAUUUCUACAAGCAAUUGAAAAUUGUAAACCUGUGCUAAGCGUCAUGAAAAUUAAAAAAGGUGGUAUUGCGUACCAAGUACCUGUUCCAAUUACUAAUAAAAAAGCGACAUUCAUGUCCAUGAAAUGGUUAGUCAUGGCUGCAAGGGAUAAAGAGGGUCCUAUCAGCUUUGUUGAUCAAUUGUCAAAAGAACUGUUGGAUGCUUACAAUUCAGAAGGACGUGUUAUCAAAAGAAAACAAGACUUGCAUAAAUUGUGUGAAACCAACAAAGCAUAUGCUCAUUAUCGAUGGUCUUGAAUAAAAGUGUUUUUGUUUA
Molecule: messenger RNA, 827 nt
Organism: Argiope bruennichi
Lineage: Eukaryota; Metazoa; Arthropoda; Arachnida; Araneae; Araneidae
Gene: mRpS7
Product: 28S ribosomal protein S7, mitochondrial-like
Exons: 1
Coding region: 119-808 (229 amino acids)
Biological process (GO): translation; ribosomal small subunit assembly
Cellular component (GO): ribosome
Molecular function (GO): structural constituent of ribosome; mRNA binding; rRNA binding
Source: RefSeq, a predicted model, not a curated record